AUGCAGCAUCCACGCCCCAUAUCGCCUCCGCCGCCUCCCGCCCCGGAACCUGUGAUAGAGAAUAGAUACCGUCCGGAUCGCAGUAGCGGGCUGUCCAGUGAGGAAGGGACCGCCAGUGAGCUGGCCAGCGAUGGCGUUCUUACAGCCAUGACCAGCCUGCCGGCAAGUGAAGACGGUCUGGUCACAUCGUCGGGGGUCCCAAGUGCCCAGAGUUUUGGCAAUGAUGACGAGGACACGGACCUCCAGUCGGUGUACAUUGGGAGCAUCUACCCCCAGGUCCCGGCCAUGUUCCGAGCAGAACUGCCAUAUGUCGGUGCCGAAUCGCAUACGGUAAAUGAUGAUAUAGCGGCUUCUACAAGAUCUUUAUGGGCCCAGGACCUCGACUAUAGGGAAAUGCACGGGCGACUGUAUUGUAGGGAAUUUUACCAGCCGAUAGACGACCUGGAGCAGAUGAGAUGGUCGCUUGUACACCAUGUCUUUCAACAUGUCCUCGGUGGUGAACUCACCACGAUCCCUCUCGACAAUCCACAGCAUAUCCUGGACGUCGGCACUGGGACUGGGGAAUGGGCGAUAAAAAUGGCUGAGCUGUUCCCACAAUGCGAAGUGAUGGGCACCGAUAUCGCUGCUAUCGCUGAGACACAGAGCAUCCCCAUGAAUGUCUUUUUCGAAAUUGAGGAUGCGGAGGACUGGGACAGGAACGCCAACUACUACGACAUGAUCCAUUUGCGUUCUAUGGAUGGCGCAUUCAAGGAUUGGAGAUAUAUCUACGACCACGCCUUUGCGUCGCUCAAGCCUGGUGGAUGGAUCGAAGUGCUGGAUGUCGACGGGGAUGUAGCGGAUGCCUUCCCUGCUGAUUCGACCUUCAGGUUAAUGUGCAGAGAACUCGAUAUCGCAGCCGAAAAAUCUGGGCGGAGACGAGGGAUACACCAUCUGAACCCGGACUGGCUGAUGGAGGCAGGCUUUGUCGAAGUCGGGAGGACGGAGUACUCACUUCCCAUACACGUGGCAGAGGAGUCGGCAGGAAAGAUCUGGCUGAUAUCAUGCCUGGAUGCGAUGGAGGCAUGUUGUCUAAGACUGCUAACAGAGCAGCUGGGCUGGGAUCCAGACAAGUGCAAAGCGGCAUGCGAAGUCGCUGCGAGGGAAAUUGCGGACAUGGCCAAGGACCCCGAGACAUCCAGAAACCUGGUUGUGAAAAUGUGCGUCCUGGUUGGGAGGAAACCUUUGGAUGCCCUCCCCGGAAGCCCCAGAUCGUUCGAGAUGCCGAGAUCUCCAACCCAAUGGAGGUCAUCAACCUGGAUUAAUGAUGACGAAUAUCGAUACUACACGAACCCAACGCGAACAGAGGACGGAGAAACUAUCCGAGACGAAGACGAGGCCGAGGACGAAGAGAGUCAAUCUCUGACUUCGUAA
Clonostachys rhizophaga is the source of this 1410-nucleotide messenger RNA. Lineage: Eukaryota; Fungi; Ascomycota; Sordariomycetes; Hypocreales; Bionectriaceae. The record is from the annotation of a GenBank genome assembly.